Molecule: messenger RNA, 2465 nt
Organism: Photinus pyralis (common eastern firefly)
Lineage: Eukaryota; Metazoa; Arthropoda; Insecta; Coleoptera; Lampyridae
Product: gastrula zinc finger protein XlCGF46.1-like
Exons: 2
Coding region: 29-1450 (473 amino acids)
Biological process (GO): regulation of transcription by RNA polymerase II
Cellular component (GO): nucleus
Molecular function (GO): DNA-binding transcription factor activity, RNA polymerase II-specific; RNA polymerase II transcription regulatory region sequence-specific DNA binding
Source: RefSeq, a predicted model, not a curated record
CUUUUUCUUCCAUUUAAAAAAGAAACAUAUGGAUGGAGAUGAUCACACGUUACUCAUUAAAAUCGAACCAAAACAAGAAGAAGAAAUCCAUUCCUUUCUUCAGGGACACACUGCAGUAAGCAACGAAGUUUUGGUGACAAUAAAGGACGAAAUUACCAAUCUUGCACAGUGUUCUAAAUCUCUUUAUAAUGAAGAACUACAGCAACACACCGACUUUCAACAUCACGAUUUAACGCAGUGCGAAACAGUGUCUGAAGAUUUUAAAUGUACUGAUUAUGAGACACAGAACAAAACAAGCACGAAAACAAGUUAUAAAAGCAACAUUAAGCAACAUUUUUUAAAAGAUAAAGUUUGUAAGGGUUUUAAAUGUGCUUAUUGUGAUUAUGAGACAAUUUAUAAAUGCGAUGUUAAAAGGCACCUUUUAAAACAUAAAAUUUCGAUAGAUUUUAAAUGUGCUGAUUGUGAUUAUUGGACAGAUCUUAAACACGUCUUCAAACGACAUCUUUUAACACAUAAAGUUUCGAAGGAUUUUAAAUGUGCUGAUUGUGAUUAUCGGACAAAUGAUAAAUCCAACUUGAAACAACAUUUUUUAAAACAUAAAGUUUUGAAGGAAUUUAAAUGUGUUGAAUGUGAUUAUGCGACAAAUGAUAAACACGUCUUCAAACGACAUCUUUUACAACAUAAAGUUUUGAAGGAUUUUAAAUGUACUAAUUGUGAUUAUGGAACAAAUGAUAAACACAACUUCAAAGAACAUCUUUUAAGACACAAAGUUUUGAAGGAUUUUAAAUGUGCUGAUUGUAAUUAUGGCACAAAUGACAAACGCAACUUCAAACGACAUCUUUUAAAUCAUAAAGUUUGGAAGGAAUUUAAAUGUGCUGAAUGUGAUUAUGAGACAAAUGAUAAACACAUCUUCAAACAACAUCUUUUAAUACAUAAGGUUUCUAAAGAUUAUAAAUGUGCUGAUUGUGAUUAUGGGACAAAUGAUAAACGCAACUUCAAACGACAUCUUUUAAUACAUAAAAUUUCGAGGGAUUUUAAAUGUGCCGAUUGUGACUAUGGGACCAAUGAUAAACACGUCUUCAAACGACAUCUUUUAAUACAUAAAGUUGCUAAAGAUUUUAAAUGUCCUAAUUGUGAUUAUGGGACAAAUGAUAAACGCAGUUUCACACAACAUCUUUUAAGAUACAAAAUUUCGAUUGAUUUUAAAUGUGCUGAUUGUGAUUAUGGGACAAAUGAUAGACGCAACUUCAAACGACAUCUUUUAAAACACAAAGUUCCUAAAGAUUUUAAAUGUGCUGAUUGCGAUUAUGGGACAAAUGAUAAAUACAGUUUCAAAAAACAUCUGUUAAGACACAAAGUUUCGAAAGAUUUUAAAUGUGCUGAUUGUGAUUAUGGGACAAAUGAUAAACGCAACUUCAAACGACAUCUUUUAAAACAUAAAAGAGGCUAAUGUUUUAAAUGUAUAAUUAUGAUUAUGACAUAAAUAAUAGAUUGGACUGAGCAACACCUUUGGCGACCUUUAUUUUCAAAUCACUGGUGCUUUUGAGCAUACUAAUUUGCAAGGCACAAAUACGGACUGGGAGCCGUCAAGGAUUAGACCUUUGUGGUGUGAUGCAGAUAUUUGUGUUGUGGCAUAGUUUUUUUUUAAUUAAUUACAAACGAAGAUUUGUCAUUUGCUUUUGCACAAAUACAUGAUUUCUACAAUAAUUGUUAAAGUCGAAUCUGAACAAGAGCAUGAACUAAAUGCACUCAUUGAGUUUUUCUUACUAACGAUGUCUCAGAAACAAUAAAACAGGAAUCAGAUGAAAUGAUAAGUGGAAAUUAUUCUACUAACUUUUCUCAUUUGGUAGAUCAAAAAGUGCUUCAGGAAGGUGAAUUUAAGGCGGCCAACUUUUAAAAUAGCAAUGCGGGCCAAAAUCAGGUUUCAAGUCUCGUCUCUAACAUCUGAAAAGACACAAUUUCUCUAACUCAUAGGUUCCACCCUGUAUAUACAACCUACGACGGUCCACAUAUUUUUGAGAUCUGGCAACCACGCAAUUUUUAGGAGGGGAAAGCUGUCUGCGCCAUCUUAAGAGCACCAACGCGGAUUACGUAAUGCUGCAUUUCUAUUCGUCGUAAACUUGUAUUUUAAUGAAAAUCUGUAUCAAAAUGACUAUCAUUUAAGUACAGGUGGCAAAUGUUUAAUAUAUCAAUUAAAGUAUAGGAAUAGAAAAAAAAACCUUCUUGUAUUUACGAAAUUGUCGCAAUCUUGAAACAAUUUUAUUUCAAUUCGCAUUGGUGGAUAUGGAUGUAUGUCAAAUUUCAAGUUUAUUAUUCCAUCGCUGGCUUAGUAAACGGAUCUGGACAUUGAAAAUGCUGUGAAGAAACAGUAAAGGAUUAGCAUCGAAAAUUAGUUUUUAGUCCCACAAAAUGAAAUUAAGAAAACGCAUUUUUCUACCACUUCCAAUAAAAUUACAAUAUUGUUA